AUGGCUACCAAAGAUAAUAGUGUUCCUCACCCGACUGUGAUCAAGGUCGACCCAUUCAAGCCUGCUUCCCAGCAAAAGGGACUGCACAACCGUUGGCACCCGGAUAUUCCAGCAUUUGCAACAGUCAAACCUGGAGAGGUGUUCAAGGUUGAGUGCGUGGAUUGGACCGGUGCCCAAAUUGGGAACAAUGACUUCAGUGACGACAUCCGGGACGUCGACCUGAGGAGGGUGCACAACCUCUCUGGCCCAGUCGCUAUCGAAGGCGCGGAGCCAGGCGACUGCCUAGUAGUGGACAUCCUCGAUGUGCAGCCAUUUGACCAGAUGCCCUGGGGAUACACAGGCAUCUUCGAGCUCACGAACGGAGGUGGGCUGUUCGCGCGCGAGUUUCAAAGCAAGGCCGCCAAGGCGAUUUGGGACUUUGAGGGGAUUUAUGCGACGUCGAGGCAUAUCCCCGGUGUGAGGUUCGCGGGGAUCACCCAUCCCGGUCUGAUCGGCACCGCACCGAGCCAGGAACUGCUUGACGAGUGGAACCGCCGUGAAGGCGAGCUCAUCAAAGCUUGUGGCGAUGUCGUGCCUGCGGUUGCGUUCCCGCCUGAGCCGAAGGGCGUACAUAUCGGCUCGAAGGAGCCUGUAAAGCCGGAGGUUCUGGAGAAGAUUGCUAAGGAGGGAGCGAGAACAAUCCCCGGACGCGAGCAUGGAGGAAACUGCGAUAUCAAGAACUUAUCUCGUGGGUCUCGCUGCUACUUCCCCGUCUUCGUCAAGGACGCUUUGCUCUCCGUCGGCGAUCUCCACUUCAGCCAAGGCGAUGGCGAACUCUCCUUCUGCGGUGCUAUCGAGAUGGCCGGUAUCGUCACUUUCAAAACUUCCAUUAUCAAAGGUGGGGUAGAGAAAUUCGCUCUGAAGCAGCCGAUCUUCCUGCCUUCCCCCGUGGACCCGCUUUACUCCGCCAAGCUGGUAUUCGAGGGAAUCUCUGUGGAUUACCAUGGUGAUGGGAGACAGUAUAACAUGGACGCUACUGUGGCAUAUAAGCAGGCUGCGCUCAACUGUAUCGCCUACCUGAUGAAGCUUGGUUACACUCGCGAGCAAGCCUAUCUUGUUCUCUCCGCCGCGCCCGUUGAAUCCCACGUCGGCGCCGUAGUCGACAGCCCGAACGCAUGCGUGACGAUGGGUAUCCCGCUGGGGAUCUUUGACCAUGACAUCCUACCCAAUCCGGACGGACUUGUCAAGAGGAACUUUGGACAGUGUGCGAUCCGUUCUGAUGGGGUGGUGUGAUUAUGAGCGGAAGCUCGAUUUAGGGUUGAAAGUGGGUAGCACAAGGUAUUCUAAA
Messenger RNA from Dacryopinax primogenitus, 1327 nucleotides. RefSeq names its product Acetamidase/Formamidase. The coding region runs from base 1 to 1272 and encodes 423 amino acids. The transcript has 18 exons. NCBI's taxonomy places the organism in Eukaryota, Fungi, Basidiomycota, Dacrymycetes, Dacrymycetales, Dacrymycetaceae. The record is from RefSeq and is a predicted model, not a curated record. Gene Ontology annotation, molecular function: hydrolase activity, acting on carbon-nitrogen (but not peptide) bonds, in linear amides.